UCUAAUGUCUACUGGCCCAACAUCCAUUCUAUUAACCUGACGCUAGUCAACGUAAGUCGAGACGACAACGGCUUCCUGCUCACCUGCAUAGCAGAGAACCUAGUGGGAAUGACCAACGCUUCCAUCCAGCUGGCUGUACAGUUUCCACCAGUCAUCCUGAAACUCUCCGAGCCUGAGCGGCGCCAUGACACCUGCAUAGAGUUCACAGUGAGAGGCUAUCCCUACCCGACGCUGCGAUGGUACCACAAACAGAGAGAGAUCCUGCAGAGUGAGUACAUCAGGACGGAGAUGGAUUUCUACCGGGACUAUCUGGAGGGAUGUCUGACUUUUCUCAACCCAACACACUACGAUAACGGAAACUACACGCUGCAGGCCUCCAACUUCCCUGGGGACCGUCACCAAGACGGUCUACGGACACUUCCUCACGGCUCCGCCUUUGACCCUGACCCUGACGGUAACCACAACAUUUUCUUAGACAGGGACACAUCAUACAACAAAAGCUAUAGGUCUCAGAACAGUGAGAAAUUAUGCAUUGCAGCAGAUUUAGCUAUAAAAGCUCAUUGA
Molecule: messenger RNA, 564 nt
Organism: Oncorhynchus keta (chum salmon)
Lineage: Eukaryota; Metazoa; Chordata; Actinopteri; Salmoniformes; Salmonidae
Product: NT-3 growth factor receptor-like
Exons: 3
Biological process (GO): protein phosphorylation; cell-cell adhesion; cell surface receptor protein tyrosine kinase signaling pathway
Cellular component (GO): plasma membrane; cell-cell junction
Molecular function (GO): cell adhesion molecule binding; transmembrane receptor protein tyrosine kinase activity; ATP binding
Source: RefSeq, a predicted model, not a curated record